Molecule: messenger RNA, 240 nt
Organism: Adineta ricciae
Lineage: Eukaryota; Metazoa; Rotifera; Eurotatoria; Adinetida; Adinetidae
Source: the annotation of a GenBank genome assembly
AUGUAUCACUUAUCUCGAGUUCGAACACCUACACAUAUCGUCACAGGUGACAAAGAUGAACAAGCGAAACCCAGUCAGAGUUUUAUGCUUGAACGUGCACUCUAUUAUCUCGAAAUACCUGUUCAAUUGUUGAUUUUUCCAAAUGAAGGUCAUGGAUUGAGCAAAAAUCCUUGGUCAGGAAAAAUCAAAGUUCGUGAAGAAUUGAAAUGGUUACACAAAUAUACCAAUCAGAGUCUAUAG